Phytomonas sp. EM1 is the source of this 918-nucleotide messenger RNA. Lineage: Eukaryota; Euglenozoa; Kinetoplastea; Trypanosomatida; Trypanosomatidae. The record is from the annotation of a GenBank genome assembly.
AUGAAGAAGAUACUAGUUGGCUGUUACGCGGCGAUAGCGGCGACCUUGGUCGCGGGGUGGGCUUUGGUGCGGAGCCUCAAACUGUCAGCAGGGCCUCUACGGCUGAGCUGGAGCAACAUUGUUUUCGGCCACCGCGGCUGUCGCCAUGUGGUUGGGAUUCCCGAGAAUACCCUCGAAGCUUUUAAGUAUGCCAUCGAUCACGGCUGUGGGGGGAUUGAGUGCGACGUGCGCCUCACGAAGGACGGCGAGUUGGUCUCCUUUCACGACAACCACGUAAAGGGGAAGCUGGUGGAUGUGCCCGAUAAGGCGCAGAUCGAUCAGCUCACCCUGGCGGAGCUCAAGUCCUACCGCUAUGUGGAAGACCCGACCGGGAAGGUUCGCGUACCGACGCUGGAGGAGGUGGUCGUCUUCUGCCGUGAGCAUCGCAUUAAAAUCCUAAUCGAGGUGAAGGACCUAAGAAACAUUCGGCGGAGUGUGGACAAGAUAUUGGAGCUUUACGCGCGUUACCCGGAGUACAUGUAUGAACAAGCCACGGUGAUCUCCUUCAACCCCAAGGUUCUCUACCACAUCCGGCAGCGCGAUGCGAAGGUCGCGACGGGGUCGAUUUACGAUCGUGAUUUCAUCCGUGACUGCAUCCACUGUGAUGUCGAUGCCGUUCCUCUGCUUAUUCAUGUGUGGCCGGCGCUUUUCGAUUACGUGUUGCUGUUUCUUCAGGAGUGGCUACUGCCGUGGCUGCUUGGGUGCUCCUUGGUGUGUCCACAUUACAGCCUGUAUAAAAAGAAAUAUCACCAGCAGUGGAAGUCGCAGGGUGUUGCGAUGUACUUCUGGGGGUUUAAGGAUAAAACCACCUUCACGUGGGAGUUCAAGCAACCUGGUAUUUUUGUCUCUACGGACGACAAACAUGAGGGGUUUCAGUAA